GGGAUCAUACGCAGAUGCUACCAUCUCUUCAUGAAAGGGCGAGCACUCUCCGAUAGCUACUACAACAGCGGCAGUAAAGGAGACACGACAACAUCGAUGAUAUCAACGGCAAAGACUGGAGCGCAGGUCGGUGACAACAUCAACUACAACAGCAUCAUUAACCGUGGCAAGACAGGGGAGCAGGUCUGUAACAACAUCGACAACAACAUUAUCAUCAAUAGUGACAUGGGGACAGGCAGCGAUGACGAUGGCAACAGCGGCGUGGACAACACCACCACCACCAACAACAACAACCACAACAACAAGAACGUCAACAACAAGAACAACAUCAACAACGUCAACAUCGUCGAAGAUGACGUCAACAGCGACAACAACAAAGACCACACGACGACGUUAUUUCCAACAACGGUGGAGACACCGGUCCAGGCAGCUUCGUUUUUGACAACGGUGACAACGACGAUUGAGACAUUAACAACAACAACGGCAACAACAACGGCGCCUGCACCGCUGGCAGCAACAACGACAACAGAGACAACAGCUGCAACAACAAAAACAUCAUCACAGCUGAAGAGGAGUGGGGAUCUGACGAGGAUGGGGAGAAGGGGAUUAGAGCUGAAAAAACGUUUUAUUGUCCCCCCCACCUUCUAUUUCUCACUCCUCAAUGUCUGGCAGCAGAUGGGAGUAGGAUAGUAUAUGUCCCCUCUGUUGGUUGGAGUCGACGGACCCUCGAUUUCAAUCAACAAAGGGUGUUGACUGUU
Molecule: messenger RNA, 758 nt
Organism: Chara braunii
Lineage: Eukaryota; Viridiplantae; Streptophyta; Charophyceae; Charales; Characeae
Source: the annotation of a GenBank genome assembly